AUUCUUAGACUUGGUCUCGUCGCAACUUACCACACCAGAUCUUCGAAGUUUUCAACGUGACCUCGAGCACACCAAAGACCAGUCUGAAAACCUUUGGAUUCGACAGCGCUUGUUGGGAAGUGUUACAUUGUAAUGAGGUUUCACGAUAAAAAGAAGCGUCGGUAUCGUCAAUCAUGACCUGUCUUGAACAGUGAACACUGAAGACAUUUUAUUCAGACACAGUCAACGUGUUCCACAUUCUCAAAGUUAGCUUGCAACCCCGACACAUAUAAAUUCCAUCCGAAGCAUCAACCAGAAGUGCGGCUUCUUCUGUCGACUGACUGUGCGCUGCUAGCAGUGGUGGAUUUCAUUCGGUCGAAAGAAUUUCGCAAAGGCAGAGAAAACAACAAUGGCAAAGGCAUGUGCCGUAUGGAGUUCUUGGCUUGUGAUGACCCUCCUUGCAACGGGUUUGCUUCCGAGAAUUGCACGAGCAGUCGUUUAUCCCACCCAUCCGCACUUGUCUGAGGGAUAUUACGACACAACUUGUCCACUGGCGAAAAUCGAUGUCUGGAACGUUUUAGUCCAACAACUGGCUCUCAACAAAAAUCUACCGGCACAGCUCGUUCGACUGUUCUUCCAUGAUUGUUUCGUGAGGGGGUGUGACGCAUCGAUAUUGAUAGAAUCAACAGCGGGCAAUGUGGCAGAAAUCGGAUCUCGUGCAAAUCUAAAUUCGAUCAAGGGUUUCGAUGUCAUAGCCAAAGCGAAAUCAAAGGUGGAAGCAGACUGUCCUGGUAUCGUUUCCUGCGCUGACAUCAUUGCUCUCGCCGCCCGCAAUAUACUACAAAUGUCGAGGGGUAUUUACUUCCCGGUUCAGCUCGGGCGUAAAGACGGCGUUGUGUCCAUUGCAGCUGAAGCUGAUGCAAACCUUCCCAGCCCUUUCCUCAAUUACACACAGCUCGUGACGAGCUUCGCUAACCAGGGGCUCUCUGAGAAGGACAUGGUGGUUCUGUCAGGGGCGCACACAUUUGGAGUCACACAUUGCACCGUGAUUUGGCCUCGCAUAUGGGCUUUCUCAUCGACAGUGCUGACCGACCCAGCUCUCAAGGCAUCACAUGUGGCCAAGCUCAAGGCGCUGUGUCCGUUCGACCAACCUGACAGUCAGACGGAAGUUCCUCUGGACUCAAGCGUCGGAGGAAACUUCUUCGACAGCAACUAUUACGACCGAGUUGUGGAUGGCGAAACGGCAUUCGUCUCGGACAGCGCUCUGCUGACGACCCCCUUCGCCGAUGCUCUUGUGAGGGAUUUGGGCGAGUUUACGACAGUGCCUUUCUUCGACGAGUUCGGCUUAGCCAUGGUGAAGAUGGGCCAAAUUAAUGUCCUCACAGGUUCUGAAGGAACUAUUCGAAAAGUUUGUAGUAAAAUAUGACUCUGACUCACAGAAUGCUUCAAUAAGCCUGCACACAUGUAGGAACAAGGUCUGUGAACUGAACUAUCACUAUAGAUUGCAGAAACUGCUGAUUACAGCACAACUUUAUAAUUAACUGGACCUUUGAAGGGCUCAGGUAGUAUUUAUGAGUUCGACGAUAAUUUCUCAUCUAGUCACACCUUGUCUCUGACCUGAUGUCUCUACACUUCACAUCUUCCAUGGCCUUGGCAUUAGUGAGGCCUUCUUCCAGG
This is a messenger RNA of Marchantia polymorpha subsp. ruderalis, 1656 nucleotides long. NCBI's taxonomy places the organism in Eukaryota, Viridiplantae, Streptophyta, Marchantiopsida, Marchantiales, Marchantiaceae. The record is from the annotation of a GenBank genome assembly.